CUUCGUGCUUACGUGAUAAGUUAACUGCUACCAACCAAGCAGCGACGAAAGAUGUCAAAUUUGACAACUAUAUCGUUAACUGACGUUUAGAUUCUUUAAACGUUCAAUUGAGUUUUUCUUCAAUCAUAUUAUCGAAGAUGAAUACCUAUUUAUAUUGUUAUCGCCAUCACUGUCUCUUGUGUGUCGUCACGAUAAUAUUAGCCAAUAAUUGUGGAGUACUUUCUUAACAAUGCUUCGACGUAACCUCACCGAUAACUGUCAAACUGUUGCAAAGGGGACGAGAAAUUAACGAAAAAUUCAUUUGUCUCGCAAAUCGAGACGAUUAUUCAGGAAGUCGUUUUUCCAUCGAUGUCUACGUGGAUACGUAAACGAAUGUCAAUUUACUGCGACCAUAAAUGGCAUUGCGAAAUAUGAACUCGGGCAAUAUAUUUUAUAUGCCCUUAACAUCAUUUGCAGAAAUGUGGUAUCAAAUAUUUUUAUGGGCCCUAUUUUCUUCGAUAUUCGUACAUACAAUUGCUGGAGCAAUUUGUUUUGCUACUUUAAGACAGCACAAAUACGGCAAAUUCUUUCCACUGCUUAUUAUAAUAAUGGGUGUGCUGUUGCCAUUGACAUCAGGAGUUGUCAGCUCAGCAGCAAUUGCCUUUGUAUAUAGAGCAUCCAGUUAUCAAAUGCCACCUUUGUACGCAUUGUUUUGGGGUAUUGGGCAAACUGUGGUAGCAGCGUGUGUUGGAUUCACUCGAAUUUUAGCAACUUUGUAACCUAGGAACUGCAUUUGUGAUAUUUAUGUGUAUAUAUACAUGAGAAUGAUGAUCAAGUGUCUUCUAAGUUAUACAUACAUACAUACAUAUAUAUAUAUAUAUAUAUAUGAACCUCUGUACAUACAUAGGUAAGUUUAUCAUUGUAGAUAUUUAGUUACAUCACUAUCUAUUAAUGGAUUGACUAUAAAAAUGAUAAAAUGUAAAAGAUGUUGAAGAAAUACGUAUUAGGAGGAUUUUGUAACAGGAGACAGAUGCAUUUAUUGAACAUUAUGAUGAGGAAAUAUGACGAUAUCAAUAAAUUAAUUCUUAAUUAGAAAA
Odontomachus brunneus is the source of this 1076-nucleotide messenger RNA. Its product is annotated as transmembrane protein 170A. The transcript has 3 exons. The coding region runs from base 396 to 758 and encodes 120 amino acids. The record is from RefSeq and is a predicted model, not a curated record. NCBI's taxonomy places the organism in Eukaryota, Metazoa, Arthropoda, Insecta, Hymenoptera, Formicidae.